Pogoniulus pusillus (Red-fronted tinkerbird) is the source of this 991-nucleotide messenger RNA. It is a transcript of the gene MRPL9, whose product is annotated as mitochondrial ribosomal protein L9. The transcript has 7 exons. Gene Ontology annotation, biological process: translation. Gene Ontology annotation, cellular component: ribosome; mitochondrion. The record is from RefSeq and is a predicted model, not a curated record. The coding region runs from base 89 to 823 and encodes 244 amino acids. Gene Ontology annotation, molecular function: structural constituent of ribosome. NCBI's taxonomy places the organism in Eukaryota, Metazoa, Chordata, Aves, Piciformes, Lybiidae.
GCACCGAGUGCGCAGGCGCCGCGGGUCCUCGGCAGGCUGUGGGUGCCUGGCGGCGGCCCAGGCCCGCUCCCGGUGCGCUCCCGGUGCCAUGUGGGCCCCGCGGGCCGCGGGGGGCUGUGGCCUGCUGCUGCGGGCGGCGAGCCGCGCCCUGAGCCUCAGCCACAGCCGGGGCACGGUGGUGGUGGAGCGCUGGUGGCAGGUGCCCCUCAGCAAGGAGGGCAGGGCCCCGCGGCUGCACCCCCGGCGGCACCGCGUUUACCGCCUGCUGGAGGACACCAAGCACCAGCCCCGCGGCGAGCUGGAGCUCAUCCUCACCCGGGCGGUGGACAAUCUGGGCAAGAGGGGGGAUGUGGUGAGUGUGAAGAAGCACCUGGGGAGGAACAAGCUCCUGCCCCAGGGCUUGGCUGUCUAUGCCUCUCCCGAGAACAAGAAGCUGUUUGAGGAGGAGAAGAAGCUGCACCAGGACAGGAAGCUUGAGAUGGUGCAGACCCAGAGCGGGGAGAAGACGCUGCGCUUCCUGCGGGGCUGCCGGCUGGAGGUGGGGAUGAAGAACAACGUCCAGUGGGAGCUGACCCCCGAGAUCGUGGCCAGGCACUUCUUCAGGAACCUGCGAGUUUUUGUCCCUCCCCACGCGCUGAAGCUGCCGGAGGAGCCAAUCACGCGCUGGGGAGAGUACUGGUGCGAGGUGACGGUGAACGGGCUGGACCGGGUGCGGGUGCCCAUGGCAGUGGUGAAGUACCUGCGGCCCAAGACCAAGCGCUACAAGCAUUGGCUGGCACAGCAGCAGGCACAGCUGGCAGCAAGCAGGGAGAGGCUGCUGUGACCCCCCCUGCCUACCCUGGCACCCCCUUCCCAGAUCCCAGUUUAACACCAGUAAGCACUGGGACCCCCGCCCCGUGGAUGGACUUAAGGGAGUUCCCUGGUGCCAGUCCUCUGUGGCACCAAAUAAAGGUGGUUUGGGGCACCAAGGGGGUCUAGUGCCAACCUGGCA